Molecule: messenger RNA, 9144 nt
Organism: Schistosoma haematobium
Lineage: Eukaryota; Metazoa; Platyhelminthes; Trematoda; Strigeidida; Schistosomatidae
Gene: NOG3
Product: Noggin-3
Exons: 7
Coding region: 7104-8369 (421 amino acids)
Biological process (GO): dorsal/ventral pattern formation; negative regulation of cell differentiation; negative regulation of BMP signaling pathway
Source: RefSeq, a predicted model, not a curated record
AGGGCGCGUUGAUGAACCGUACGCUACACGAAUGUUCAGGAAUACAUUCCAGAGUGGGUUUUUAUCUAUACUAUUUAGUGUUGGGACAAAACCUCUGCAGAUUUGGGACAAAAAGGUUCGUAACGGCCACAUCAAAAGAAUUACAGAUAAUGAAAUUCAGUCUUUGGUCUUAGAAUUAUUAGGAAGCAAUGUUUCAAACACUUAUAUAUCUUGUCCUGCAGAUCCUAGAAAAGCACUGGGCAUUAAGUUACCUUUCCUAGUGUUAAUCGUAAAAAACCUCAAUAAGUACUUUACGUUUGAAAUCCAGAUCCUUGAUGAUGAGGGUGUUAAGAGACGUUUUAGGGCCAGUAACUACCAGAGCACUACUCGGGUGAAGCCAUUUAUUUGCACCAUGCCUCUCCGUUUGGAAGCCAAUUGGAAUAAUAUUUACUUCAACGUUGCAGACUUCACAAAGCGUGCAUACGGAACCAAUUUUGUCGAGGUGCUGCGAGUUCAGAUCCACGCUAAUUGUCGAAUAAGACGUAUAUACUUUUGUGACCGCCUCUAUUCGGACGAAGAGCUCCCUGCAGAGUUCAAAUUAUACCUCCCUGUUCAAGUAAACCGGAACACUUAGGUAUUUUCAUUGUAAAUGUUUCCACCUAUUCCAAUGAUAAUUUUAACACUUUUUAAACUGAUAUGUAUGUGUUUCAAUUUGGUGCAUAGUAAGUAUAUUGUGUUAUCCAUUAUACCGAAUAUUUCUACUUUCUAAUAAAAAGAUUUGUGAAAAUUUUCCAAUAACAGCUAUUUGUUAAAUUUCAUUUUCAUUAAUGUUAGUAUUCUCAGUCGGCGUUCUUCAGUGUGUUGAAAUUACUGCUGAAUGAUGCAUUAUUUUCUCAGUCGCAUCAUAAUUUCACUGCAUCAGCGUUACAUUAUAGCUAUCAUGUUUAAGAUGCUUGAUUUUAUGCAAGUUUGGUAUUUUUUGUUUAUAAUUUCCCGAAAGCCGCUUAUUCGCUGCUGAUCAGUAUCAACUCUUUUUGUAGAUGUAUUACUUUCACUUUUGAUUAUGGCUAACCGCAAUGUUCAAAUUUAUUGAAAUUCAGUGUUGAUAUGGAUUCAUCUACUUGACAUGUCACAACUAUGACUAAACUGGAUCCAGUACUUAUAGCCAGUAUUUUGUAAAUAAGAAUAGAACACUACUUAAUUAGUUUUUGUGCAGUUUUAUGCAUAAAAAACAGAUGCCAUGCAUUAUCUUACUCAUAAAUGAUAGUUUUUUCUACAAUUCAGCAAUCAUUAAGUCCCGGAAAAAUAUAUUUUGUUUAGCUUCGAUUGCCAAGUAACAACAUAGUUCCCUUGUUGGAAUCAUGUUAAAUGAAAAGAACUUGGUUAUUACGAAGUUCUUUGGCUAUACCGUCGAGCGUGAAAGAUUAGAUUUCUGAUUACACUUGUACUUCCAACUAAACACAUCCGAAGUUAAUGUUCAGUGAAUGUAAUUACGAUUUAUGGUGAUUCCCGCUUUGAUAAGUGGUUCUGAUAACAUCGAAAUAUUGAUGAUUUUCACAAAAUUAUGUGGUUAGACUAAAAGGAGUUUCAUGAAGAUAAGCUGAUUGGCGCUAUCUUGUUUAAAACAGCAUUUGUUGUAUAUUUUUCAAAGUUUUAGUAAUUAUCAAGGUUACCCGUUGUAUCAUAAUUGUGAAAUACCAUAUAAGAACUAAGUAAAUCCUCGCUCUAUGGAACGCACGGCAAAUAUAAUCUAAAAACUCAUCUGAAAACACUCAACACCAUUAUAUUGGUUAAUCAAGUAAUAGAAUAUUAGCUAACCCUUUGACAAUGUGUGGACAACCCAUGUUUUCGUCGUGAUUUAGGAUUCAUGUACCAUUCGAAGUCCUGGACUUGGAGAGAAUAAUUGAGAGUUAAACAUAUGAAAGUUCCUUUUCAUUUCUAUCUCUUGAAUAUUUGCUCUGAUCUCAGCUAUCACAGGGACUAAAUGUAUGAAAUUAUGAGUGUGGCGUUAAGCUACUUUUCAUUGUUGUCACUCGCUAAGUCUGUUACUUAAAUAGUUUUGAAACAUGGUAUUAAAGACAUGUCAAAAUAUCUUUUUCAUACAUUUUUAGUAGCAGAAUCUCAUUAUAAUAAUAUGGGACAAUUUAUGUAAAUUGUCUUUAAUGUCCUCUUUCAGAUAUGCUUAGUUCAGAGAGCUCUAUGUCAGUAUCGUCAUACGACUGCUUCUAGAAUAACCCAUAACUUCCUGUUUUCUAGAAUAAAACAGUAAUGCUACGCAUUUACCAAGUUCAGAUUCGGCUGCUUGACUUCAUUGCUAUGUUGGAGAUAUGUCGAGAUAGUUGAGUUUUAUGGUGAACAUACAAGACUGGUUUGAGCGAUACAACCAUGAAAAUUAUGCACCGACUAACCAAACCUUCAUAGUUUUUUACUAUUACAAUUCUUCACAAUCAAUAAUAUGAGUAUAUUUCAAAAGAAAAUUGACAUGUGUGUAUAUUACGCUAAGAUGGUUGGUAACAUUUUGAUAGUUUUCUUACUAUAGAUUAUAUCGUGACAGAGUUGUUAAAUAAAUGAUAAAGAGGAACCGUUGAACCUAGGAACUCCUCACCGUCUGGACCGGCUUCAAUAACCAGGAUUUAUCACUAGCCACCACCAAAAGUGGUUACAUUUGUAUGUAAUUUACUAGAUUCUUUACCACUUCGCUGUAGAGCUAAUUCUCUGUGUUAGUCAUGUAGGAAAACCCGCACACAUUAAAGCACAUCGUAAUUCACUACCAUGGAAAUAACAGAAAUUGUUAUGACAUUUGCCCCUGUCAAUUAUCCCAUGACUAUGACUCCAAUUAGAAUACCGACCUCGAUAGUCUUGUUCCUGUCCUAAACCAAUGAAAUCAGUCAGCUCUAACAGCUUCGCGACAACUUUGAGUCCCUAUUGGUCUUCAAUAUAGUAUCUUCUCGCCUAGCUAUGUGCACUGAGUCCAGAAUACAAUAUCAGCCUCCGCUUUGUGAAUAACGUAUUUCAGACAAAUAGUUUAUAUACAAACAGACCAAAUCUCAUCACACCACAGAAUGAAAAAUAACACUUAUACAAGAUCAAGUCAAAAGUGGCUGUGAGUGUGGAGGACUGUAACUACUAGAUAGAGAAUAAAUUAAAAAAUAGUAAAUCGCAUAGUAGUAGCUAAUGAGUCAAGUGAAAGCUUAUAAAAGGAAUAAGCGUAUAUGCAUGUAAUCUCGUUGCCUAAUAGUUACAUAAUAAGAUUCUAACAGUCUAUAAAUAGUUCCCGGAAGUUAUCUAUAGUUUAAUCUGCAGAUGCAAAAGAAACAAGAUAAUUACUAUCAAGGAGCUUACAAACCUGGAGAUAUUAGUUGUUUCAUUCAUGGAGAUUUAAAAUUACUAAUAUGUUGAAUAAUCCCUAACAUUUGAAACGAUGAGUCCUGGGUUCUAGCCUUCUUGGAAACAUCAUCAGGAUAUUGUUAAGUUCACGUGAUGAGAUCUGAGUAGAACGACUCACUGCUAACCGUUAUCAUAGUUGUAAAAAUUUAGGAUGCUUUUUUAGUAAUUUCUGAGGGAGUUAUGUCGGGAUAACCCAUUGUGAUCAGAUGUCUAUGAGCUGUAGUCCUUUCCCAUUUUUUAAAGGAAAAGCAAUAGGGACCCCCGUUAGUAUUCAAAUAUUCUUCGCAACCGACAUUUUAUUACUCAAGAUGGAAUAUAAUUAUCUAACCUCUGUGAGCGCAUGAUAUGACUCAUUUUUUAGAAAUUAAGUGGAAGAAUCAAAAUAUUAAUCAUAUUUUUCAGUUUUCACAUAUUUUUUCAAAAAUAAAAAUACAUCGUAUUUCUUCGAUAAAAUAUUUACGAUGCGUUUAUUUCAGCUAAUAACUUCUGAAAAAAAAACAUUAGAAAACGUUAAGCUUUAAAUUUAUCUUUGUUAAAUAAGAUUUUCGUUGAAAAAAAUCGGAUUAAACAUGCCUCUGAAGGUUACAUACAAUAUGAUAAUCAAUCAACAUUCAAAACAGUAACAUAAUUUCAUGUUUGUGAAGCCAUUAAACAAGUUAACCUCAACUGACCUAACGUUAAAAAUCAGAAGACACUGGAAAACUUUCAUUCUGGCAUAAGACUGUUCAUCAGUGAAACCAAUUCACGACGAAUACUACCAACUAACCAAAUGAAUCAUUGCAAAACUUCAUAUUAUAAUUGUGUGCUUACUGGUGACAUAUUACGAGAUAAGUUUCUGAAGUUUUAGUGGAAAGUUGUGAUCGGUGGCACUGGAUGAUCAUCAUACUAUAUCGUAAAUUAAUUGAAUUUGAAAAUGUAAAACAUUAGACCUUACCCAAUAGUUUAGUAUAUAAUUGCUUCCUACAAAUUCUGAAGGUUCUGGGUCCAGUUACUGGCAGGGUUUUCGGUACGAGGUUUUAAGGAGUACAGCCUUAUGACAAAUCAACUGUUCAGUAAUCUAUGGUUUUCAAUAAUAAUGCAACUGAAGUCUAUCUGUAACACAUAUCAUUUAUCAAAUAAACUAAUCUCCAAAAAAUAUUUGGUAAUUAUUAUUUGAGAUAGACAAAUCCAAGUGUCAUCUAUGUUUAGAAAUAACUAUACUAAACAUAAGUUGUGAACUUUUAUUUGCUUUUCUUGCAAACAUAAAGACAUUUUCUGAAAUAGCACAUAUGAAUCAAUAAAGACCAUCAGUUGAAAUUAUUUCACUAUAGAAGAGAACCUAUUUUCAGUAUUUUCAAUGAACCUUUGAAAUGGAUCGAGUUAGAAUGAUUGGGUUAUACAUAACUAAACAAGGCAUGUUUGGGUAACGGGAGUGCUGUACAAAAGAUGGUAUCUCUCAGAGACAAAAUCCAGUGUUUAUUUCCAAACACCAUUUUAUUACAUAAAAAUACAGAAUGUUUCUAAUACUUCAAGCCUUUUCUAAUGUUAUCAUUGUAGUUAAUCUUCAGAAGCUUUGUGAUAUUUUUAUAAUCAGAUUAUUGAAGGAUAAAACCAACACUGGGAUGAAGGCAAAUGCAGCUGAAGAGUCUCAACUAGGAAGAAAAGAGUAUUCUGGUUUCCACUGUUAACUACAAUCUAUCUACUCAUUAACUUCAAGUUUUUUUUCUUAGAAUAUCACACUAAAAACAUGCAGGCCUUUCACAAAGUUAGUUGUUUACAUACUGUAUUCAAAAGAUCAACUAAAUUCUGUUACAUAUAUGCCUCUUUAGGAAAGCUAAUUUCAACUAUUGAGUGUUUGUCUUUCAAAAGAACAACUGGCCAUAUAUUUUUAUAAGUAGCUUUUAAUAUAAUUUACCGAAAAAUAUCUUGUUCUCUUUGCGAGCCACUAGACGAACUAUAAUAUUUUUAGUACGAUUUGUAAGACAUUAUAGAUAGUUUACUGAAACAUUUUAAAAUGCGAAUCUCUCAUAAAUCCGUAAAAUAUCUCUAACUGAAAUAGAUAUAAACAAUUUGAGGCCUGAUACAAAUAUGUUUAUCUAAGUCUUUGCACGUCAUAGAAAACUAGGCAAUAGAAAAUUUAAAAAUAUAUAAAAACAAUACUAACAAUUAGUAGUAAGGGAUUUGAAAAAAACUAACUGGUGGUGUUUGAAAUAGCCGUCACCUGUGACAUUUAAUAACCACGAGAUAUGGUAACCUAACUGGUGCUCAGAAUGUAUCACUGGACGUCCAUUCAGUGGCUCUAACGGCUAGGCGUUCACUGCAAAACCCGAAGACCUUAUGUUUGGCCUCCGAAAUGAUUUUGGAUACACACUUUUGGUGAGUCUAGCACUGGAACAAAAUAGUUAUUCAGUGAACCGUGGUUUUUAGUAAAAUUCCUUCUAAAAUCGAUUUGUAAUGAAUAUAAUCUACGCUUAAAGAGAAACCAAGAGAUGUUCCAGGUCACAUAAAAUUUUUUACUACCCACUACAUCAAUCUCAACCAUGAAGUCUUCACCUACUUUCACUACUCAUGUCAAUUAUCAAUAACUUCAUGGACUGAUCGUUUCUUGCCAUCAUUCAACCUGUUUAUGUCCUUACUAUAAUACUUCAUUGGAGGAAGCGAUAGCUGAGUACGCAUAAAAUAUUACCUAUCCAUGUCAACUGAAUAAAAAGCACAACCGUACCAAACGACUGACAACUACUGUCGACUAUUCAGAGUCUAAAAGUAAAAGUGCUCAUGUGGUUCCUUUGUUAAAUUUGAUCAGUACUAAAUUGGAAUCUUUUGUCAAACAUUUGCAGUUUAUGCAUAUCUCCUGCAUUCAAAAUUCAUGUCCUACAGCUGUGAAUAAAGUAUAACUAAUUUUGUCUCGAUAUACGUGAUGGCGAAACUAUCAAUUAAAAAUAAUAUUUAUAUGAUGUUUAUAUUGAAUUACUUCAAACAGUGUGUUAUAUUACAACAUUUCACUUUUACUGAUAAUUAUGUAAUAUGCUGUAAAAAGGAUAUCAAAUUAUACUCUUGAUACAUUCACUCACCUAUAUGAACAUGUGCACAACAAAACAAAAACCCAAUGACUUGGUGAUAACCUCGGACAAAAUCUACAACAUGAAAUGGAUGAAAUAAUAAAGAUUAUUAUUUUAUUCUUACUGACCUCUAGUCAUAAUAAUCAUUCAUUUUAGUUAUAAACAUACAUACAUACACACACAUGAAGUGAGCGUCUGACCAACACAUUAUAGACAAACUUCGAAUCAUGAUUAUUUUAGACAAUUUAAAAGUCAACCUGAUAAAACAAAUCUGUCUAAACAUACACUGAAAUGUAUUUAUACACAUAAACUAACAUAGGAACUUCGUUAAAUUAGUGAUUUCUGUGCCUCAAUACAACUAUAUAUGUAUAUAUAUGUUCGAAUAGUGGAAUAAUUGAAAUGUAUUUGUAUAUUCCAAUGUGUUGUAUAAAAAUUGAACAUUGAAUUAAACAUAACCAGUUGAAUAGAUAAAUAACAAAGACUAUAAAAGUAAAAAAACAAAACAAAACAACUUCUAGUUUGAAUAAUAAGAAACCAAAGUAAUACAACAUAGUAAUAAACAAACAAAAAAUAUACCGCAAAGUUUAAAUUCAUAUUAAACCAUAAUAUUUUAUUCAAAAAAAAAGAGAGAAAAAAGCAAAACCGAAAAAAACAAAAAAAGAUUAACUCUUAUGUCAACUUUCUUAUUAAAAUUUAAAUAUGUCCAUUAUUUUAUAUCAUUUAUUGAAUAUUCAAACUUCAAUUUCAUCAUUUUAUACAUUUCUUUUAAUUUUAUUAUUAAUUUGUAAUACAAUUCAACAAUUAAAUGAAUUCAAUCAUCAAAAUUUACCAAAAAAAUAUGCAAUUAUAACAACUGGUGGAUCACAUAAAGCAUAUAUUACACAAAAAUUAAAUAAUGAUUUAUAUAAUACAGAUUAUUCACGUAAAAUUAAUGUUAAAGUAAGUGAUAUAUUAACACGACAAGCUGAAGCUAUAGCCUCUUCACAAUUAUUAUCAUCAUCAUCUAAUAAAGAUAUUGAAUAUAAAAUCAAUAAAAAAUCAAAUUUAUCUAAUCAAUCUAAUUUAUUAAUUGAUUCUAAUCAAAGAGCUCAAAUUACUGUUAAACCACCUAAUAAGAAUUCAUUAAUUUUACCAUCAAAUAUAUUACAACAUUCUAUUAUUAAUGAUGAUCGUUCAUGGCCACCAGAACAUUCACAUGAAUUUGAAAAAGUUGAUAUACGUGUUUUAGGUGAACGUAUAGAUAGUAAAGCAUUACUUCAUUUACGUCCAAGUUCUACUAUUGAAUCAAUACGUAAAUUACGUCGAAUACUUGGAUCUGAUUUACAAAUUAAUUGGAUGUCUAUAGAAAAUCCAUUAAAUUCACAAAGUAAAAGUACACGUUCAACAUUAUUAUCAAAUAUUCCUAAGCCUGAUAAUUAUUUAUUGAAUAUUAUAGAUGAAUUAAAUUUCACUGUUUUUCGUUCAAUAAAUAAUGAUGGUUUAAUUUAUCCACUUAAAAUGACUAUUGAUCAAGUAAAUAUAAUGAAAACUUGGUUAUUACAACGUGCAACAUGUACUAUGGAAUAUAUAUGGGAAGAUUUAGGACCAUUAUUUUGGCCUAGAUGGAUUAAACGUGGUGUUUGUGUGAAUACGCAGUCUUGUUCUUGGCCACCUGGUAUGCGUUGUCGUUCAAGUGGUUCACGAUCAUUGAAAUUAUUAAGAUGGGUUUGUAUAAAUGGUUCAGGUAAAGAAGCAUCAAAUAGACGAAGAAGAGAAUUUCGAACAAACUAUUUAAAUCAUCAUAAUAGAGAUACAAAUUCACAUCAAACAUAUGUCGAUGAACGUAGAUCAAAACGUGUAAGACGUUUAAUACGUAAAUUAAGUUUAACAGCUAAUGGUUAUCAUUGUGAAUGGAAUCGUCAUGAAUAUAUGGUUAGUGAUCAUUGUACAUGUGGAUGUGAACAAUCAUCAAUGAAUUCUAAUUGAGAAUAAAUAAAAGUAAUGAUAUAAUAAUAAAAAAGAAUCAUUUACUUUUCCUGAAGUUUUUUAAAAAUUUUCUCUUCAACAAAUUCAUUACAUAAUGAUUUUCUUUUUAUUUAUUUCUUAGUGGGUUUUUUUCUGAAGUUAUAUACAUAUGUAUGUGAAAUAGUUUUAGCUGGCUUUCUUGGUGUUUUCCUCUACUCAUUCUUCUCACUAUUAUAAUUAUUAUUACUAUUAACCAGUUAAAUCAACUUUUAGCUUAUGAAAUCCCUUUUGAAAUAUACAUCAUUCUUUUAGGAAAAUAAAAAGAAAGAAGGAAAUUACUAUAUCUACCUCUUUACUGAACAAUAAACUAAAAUGUUGAAUGUUCGUUGAAUUUUUAUUUGCAUGCACUUAAAAUUCCUUUCACUUAAUAUUACUAAACUAUAUAUUGAAUGAAAAAAGGAAAGAAAAGAGAAAAAAAGGAGAAAAGUAAUAACAAUACCAGUGUUAUAUAAUGUUAUAUAAUUAUAUUAAGAUUUAACCAUGUCAUUAAAGUACAUAAAAUUGUCAUGUUCAUUUUAUACAUUUUCUUUAUUGUUGAUGAACAGAAAUUUUUUUGUUUAUUUGUGUUGUUUUUUUCUUUUCUUUUUUUUUAAAAAAAAGUGUAUAUGAGUAUUUCAGAUAAAACUAAAAUAAAAUUCGCAUAAACUUUGCUUAUAAUAAAUUUCAUUUUGAAAAACAAAAAAGGGUUUCUCAAUUUCUUGUUCUUGUUGUUGUUAUUAUUGUUGCUAUUAUGAGG